GAGAAACACCCGGGUCGUCCCAUUGGACUGAAGAAGAAAGGACGGCAUUGAAAUUAGGGAGAGAGAGAGAUCUGCAAGGAAGCCGCUGUCUGUGGUAAUGGAAGGUGGGUCCCCAGACCAGGAAUCAGUUGGGUCUGGGACAAAAAGGUCAACUGUAUCGUCUGGAAGUAAAUCUCGCACUCGCAAGGAAGUUUUCUACAGAUUUAUCGACUGUGAAAUUUUUACUGAAAAUAUUGAAGACUGGUUUCAAUCAAUAUCUGAGAAGUCAGCACCAAAGAAGCCUGCCUUUGAUGUACCAUUUGAGUUGAUAGAGCUUCAAAAAUUUGACUAUGCUUUGGAAGGCGUUUCAUUCCAACAGCUUAUUCGGAUGCCAAAUGCCGUUUAUGCUUCAACAUCUGAUGCCGCUGAAGCAACUGCUUAUCUCGCCGUUGAUGAUUUUCUCCAUGCAACUGUGAAAGGCUUGUGGGAGGCAUUUUGGAGUCAGGAUGAACCCUUGCCUUUCUCUGUUGCCUGUCUUUACAAAGAAAAUCUAAAAUUUUACCAAGCUGAGAAGGCAAUAGCUAAUGGGAAGCUUGGAAGUUUAUGUGCUACAGGUGUAUUGCAUAAGAACCCAAGACAUCCUCAUGGAAAGUGGGAUGAUCUUCUUGAACUGGCUCUUUUGAGGCCUGAUAUCCGAAGCAUUGCUCUGGAAAGCGAGCAACAGCCUCCUCUGCGUGUUCUAGGGGAGGCUCUUUUCUAUGCUUUGCGCAUGCUUUUAUCAAGAAGCUUAAGCAGACAGAAGUUUCCCCAGGGUUCAAAUUCUGUCUUUGUUCUUCUUGUUGAUUCUCAAUAUGGUGGGGUUGUGAAAGUUGAAGGAGAUGUAAAUAAAAUGGAUUUUGAUGUGAAUAAUGUCUAUGAGUGUGCUGCUGAUUGGAUAAAAAGGCAUGCCAAAAUUGCAGUAUCUCCAGUUGAUAGGAUCUGGAACAAGCUUGGAAAUGCCAAUUGGGGAGAUAUUGGUGCUUUACAGGUAACUUUUGCAACUUUUCACUGCAUUAUGCAAUUUGCUGGCCCGCCUAAGCACUCCAUUGAAGAUUUAGCCGCUGACCAUGGUUCUCGCCUCCAAACAAGGAGAGUGGAGAGGCAAUUGGGGGAUACUAGAGUGAAUGGGGGUGGUCUAUUUAGGUUCCAGCAGCAUGAUGUUUCUCCUGAAAUUGUUGAAGUUCAGGAUGAAUCUGUCAAAAUCAAGUCUGAGGAGUUGCUAAAGCUGGAAGUAGGAUCUGUAUUGUGGUUGGAGGAUUCAAACUGGCAAAGAGGUUAUCAGAUUAACCAAGUCGAGAGUAAUGGUGAGCUUCCUUACUACAUUGCAUCACCAGUUGAAGAACCAGGAAAGUCCCUCUUUCUGUAUUUGGGAUCCCAUCCUUCUCAGCUGGAACCGGCAUGGGAAGAUAUGAAUAUGUGGUAUCAAGUUCAGAGACAAACCAAAGUGUUGACUAUUAUGAAACAGAAAGGCCUAUCUAGCAAGUAUCUGCCUCAGUUGAGUGCAUCUGGAAGGAUUAUUCAUCCUGGUCAGUGUCAGAGACCCAGUUCAGGUGGAAACUGUGAUCACCCUUGGUGUGGCACCCCAAUUCUUGUGACCAGCCCGGUUGGUGAAACAGUUGCUGAUAUGGUCAGUGAAGGUCAAUUUGGUGUGGAUGAGGCUAUAAGGUGUUGUCAUGACUGUUUAUCUGCACUUUCUACCGCCUCUUCAGAUGGCAUUAGGCAUGGAGACAUUCGGCCUGAGAAUGUGAUUUGUGUAAGGUCUGCUGAAAGGCAUCCUUAUUUUGUCCUAAUUGGUUGGGGACAUGCUAUUUUGGAAGAUAGGGACCGCCCUGCAAUGAACCUUCAUUUUUCAUCUACUUAUGCUCUACAGGAGGGAAAGUUGUGCUCAGCAUCAGAUGCAGAGAGCCUGGUUUACAUGCUUUACUUUGCAUGUGGAGGUGCUUUGCCCGAUCUUGAUUCCGUUGAAGGGGCAUUGCAGUGGAGAGAGACCUCUUGGUCGAGGAGAUUGAUUCAGCAGAAACUGGGUGAUGUCUCAACAGUAUUGAAGGCAUUUGCUGAUUAUGUUGACAGUUUGUGUGGAACGCCCUAUCCUAUGGAUUAUGACAUAUGGUUAAGAAGGUUGAAGAGAAGUAUUCGUGAGGAUGAUCACGGGAAGGAAAUUGACACAUCUACCUAGAACUAUGUUGUAAAAGCCAAUCUGGUUUGUAUUAACCAUCUUGAUCAUCUUGAUGAUUAUUGCUUGCUAACUGCCAAAGUGUUUUGCUGGAAAUCUCUGAUCCUUGAAGGCCAUUGUUGAACUCAUGUGAUGCUUUGAGUGUCAUCUCCUGGAACAGGACUAUUCAAAAUUUUGGCAAUGGUUGCAAUUGUCGCCUAUGGAGCAGCUCAAUACUCUUCAGUUGUCUCCGAAGCUUCUAGGUUUCUGGAAAAAAGAGGCACGCUGAUGAGCAUUAGCUAGAAUGUAUCGUGCUUAUGGACUGGGUUUGGAGGAAUUAUCUGGAUUUGUUUGGACGGGCUUUCCACAUUGUGUCGAGGAUAUGAAGGGUCAUUUCUUGGUUUCUUUUUUUUUUUUUUUGGUUUUACUGUUGUCAUUCCCUUGUAAAGAUACAAGCAAUCUGGAGAUAUUUAUAUUGUCCUUGUAACAGGUCUGAUGUUGGACAUGAUGAUCGAGAAGUAGUCAGGGCAUCAUCCUUUCCUGUAAAUGAAUCGUGAGGUAGUGCUAUGGGGUUUCUGAUUUUGAUUGUCCAA
Theobroma cacao (cacao) is the source of this 2763-nucleotide messenger RNA. RefSeq names its product Protein kinase superfamily protein. Lineage: Eukaryota; Viridiplantae; Streptophyta; Magnoliopsida; Malvales; Malvaceae. The record is from RefSeq and is a predicted model, not a curated record.